Hemiscyllium ocellatum (epaulette shark) is the source of this 2115-nucleotide messenger RNA. It is a transcript of the gene lhx9, whose product is annotated as LIM homeobox 9. Gene Ontology annotation, biological process: regulation of transcription by RNA polymerase II; neuron differentiation. The transcript is spliced from 5 exons. NCBI's taxonomy places the organism in Eukaryota, Metazoa, Chordata, Chondrichthyes, Orectolobiformes, Hemiscylliidae. Gene Ontology annotation, cellular component: nucleus. Bases 391 to 1431 code for a protein of 346 amino acids. Gene Ontology annotation, molecular function: RNA polymerase II transcription regulatory region sequence-specific DNA binding; DNA-binding transcription factor activity, RNA polymerase II-specific. The record is from RefSeq and is a predicted model, not a curated record.
AUCCAACUGUGCCCUGGCGAGAGGCUGCAACAAAUAGGCGAAACGGUGUGCUCCCAGCCAGCAAGCUACAAUCCGUGCAGCAAGGAUCUGAGGAGUCAGGGGAAUGCGGUUAAAAUCGCCCUAACAUCAUUGUUUGCCCGUUAUUCCUAACCAGCCUGCAGGGACUCCUUCUCUCACUGCCUGGUCCCCAGCAGCAGCCUGUAACGAUCAUCUCCCCCGGGCGCUGGAGAAUUUGACGUGUUGUACAUCCUCCCCCCCCCCCCCCCCCACCACAACCACCACCAUCAGAGAUUAGCAGUUUAUUUUUCUCUCUCUUUCUCUCUCUCUCUCUCUCUCUGUCUGUCUAAUUGUCUUGUAGCAGUUUCUUCCAUGGUUUAAGCUGGGGUCUGUAUGGAAGUGCUAAGAGCCAGGGCCGAGGAAGACACGUGUACUUUCCGUCAAUCAGCGAUGCUUUUCCACGGAAUCUCUGGGGGCGAGAUCCAGGGAAUCAUGGAGGAAAUGGAAAGGAGAUCCAAGACGGAUUCCCGGCUCGCCAAAGGAGUGCAGAUGAACGGACGGGAAACGAACAUGCCUUCCAUUAACCCGGACAAACCCGCCCUGUGCGCAGGCUGCGGCGGUAAAAUCGCGGAUCGGUACUACCUGCUUGCUGUGGACAAACAGUGGCACCUCAGGUGUCUCAAGUGCUGUGAAUGUAAACUCGCCCUGGAGUCCGAAUUAACCUGUUUCGCCAAGGAUGGCAGCAUUUACUGCAAAGAGGACUACUACAGCUCUAAGCGUUGUGCCCUUUGCUCUCUUCUGUUUUCUGUUCUGGGAAGGAGGUUUUCUGUCCAACGGUGUUCGCGUUGCCACCUCGGAAUAUCCGCCUCUGAAAUGGUCAUGCGAGCCAGGGACUCAGUUUAUCACUUGAGCUGUUUCACGUGUACGACUUGCAACAAAACAUUAACCACAGGCGACCAUUUUGGCAUGAAAGAUAACUUGGUGUACUGCAGAGUUCACUUCGAGUCCCUGAUGCAGGGAGACUAUCACACGCAACUGAACUACACCGAGCUCGCUGCAAAGAGCGGGGGUCUCAGCUUGCCCUACUUCAAUGGGACAGGCACCGUUCAGAAGGGACGUCCCAGGAAGAGAAAAAGUCCUGCCCUCGGAGUCGAUAUCUCAACUUACAAUCCAGGCUGCAAUGAAAACGACGCGGACCACUUGGACAGGGAACAACAGUCCUACCCUCCAACCCAGAAAACCAAGCGUAUGCGCACAUCCUUCAAACAUCACCAGCUUCGCACCAUGAAGUCCUACUUCGCCAUAAACCAUAACCCAGAUGCGAAAGAUUUAAAACAGCUUGCUCAGAAAACUGGGCUCACCAAAAGAGUUUUGCAGGGAGAACAAAUCUUGGGGCAUUACAGCCACACUUCCCGACGUUUGAAAAUUCCCUAGGUAUUUUAAGAAGGGGAAAGGUUGAUCGGAAUUCAACAGCAGUGAAGACAAAGACUAUAUUAACACACAAUUAAAUAUCCUAAAACUUUACUCAGAUACAUAAUUACAAUAAGCCUCCAAAAUGUAAUUUGCUUGAAUGUUUAAGCUAAUGUAGGACGCAACGUGUUGUAUUUCUUUUACGUUUAAGCUGUCAGUGGACAUACAUGUAGAGAAAACAUAAAGUCUGCGCUGGACUGAAUUUGAAAGAAUUAGGAUGUGGUUAGGACAGGCCAGUCUGAUUUCCAUCGCACUGCCAAGUUGACCAACUAAAUUAACAGUUUCUCGGACAUCAAACGCAAAGCUUUGUCUGUACUCUACAAUUCUAAAUGUAUAAUUAAUUUGAUAUCCAUUUGUAAUGUGGAGACUUGGUUAUGAUGAUAUAAGCCACUUUCCUACAUAGGGAUAAUCGAUGUAAGGUAUUUGGAGACGAAAUUCGCAAGUCCUUCAAGCCCACAGGCGACAUUUUGGUGUUUCUGGUUGUAAAACAAAAUUGAGAAACAUUGUGCAUGCUAUUAUGAUACUUCCUCUAAAUUCUUUUCAAUAUCAAAGGGUCGGAUGUAAUAUUGUCAGUACUGUUUUUUGGGUGAUGUAUACAUUUUGAUUGAUUGAUGUUAAUUGUAAUAAACAGCUUUCAGUAUUGAACGA